Molecule: messenger RNA, 1023 nt
Organism: Copidosoma floridanum
Lineage: Eukaryota; Metazoa; Arthropoda; Insecta; Hymenoptera; Encyrtidae
Product: distal membrane arm assembly component 2
Source: RefSeq, a predicted model, not a curated record
GCAAAACAAAACUAAUUGGCCGAAACAUGUCUUGCGUUGGAUUUCUUUCCAUUACGACAAAAUGAUGACCUUUAAUUUAUGUUCGUAAAUACCAGGAACGAGCUAAUAUACUAAUCAAAAAUGCUGUCUCUAAAAGUUUUUGAUGCUGUCAAACUUUCAAAAAACAUCAUACUACCGUUGAAUAUUCAACCACUGUCAACUUCUGCUUCACUCAUGAUGUCUAGUAAAAGAGUAAAACGUGAUCCCGAUGAAGUGCGGAAGGAAGAACAACUUUAUGGCUUGAAGAUGCACAAAGGUGACAGUCUUGUGAAGGAUGAUUAUGUCGACAAACAUAACGUCCGUCGGACUUUCUUUGAAAUGGAUAUAGAAGCCUUCAAGCUUUUUCAGGCAGAUAUAGAAUUUUCUACUCGAGGAAUAAAGAAAUUCCUUCAAAAUAAAUCUGUUGAAAGUAUGAUAAAUGCUCAGUCUUAUAAAGAAGAUAAUGUAAAGUUUAUGGGAAGCGACAUAGCAGCUGCCCAAUUUGUUUUGUUGCACGAUGGAAAAGUUAAAUUUAAGCAUAGCGAGAAGUGGAUGGGUGCAAGUAGAAGAGAUUUCGAGCUGUUGCCUUCAGUGUUUGAUCCAAACUACAUUAUAACACAAAUAGACUUGAGUGAUGUAGAAAUUUUCUACGAAGGUCUUGAAAAUUUUAAAAAUUGUCCUAGAAUCAAGACUGCAAUAUUUCAAAGAUCCCCAUUAUUUGAUGAAUGGUUUGCAGACAGAAUAUCACAUUUAUUUCCAAGUUUGGAGUAUCUGGAUCUCACAGAUUGUCCAAAAGUGAAUGAAAGAGCUCUGGAAGCAUUUUAUAGAUUUUCAACAUUAAAAACUCUAAUUGUCACAAAUAAUAAUAAAUCAUCAGCAUUUGAGUUAAGUUGUAUGAUGUUGGAAGAUGUUGUACCUGGACUAACUGUAAAAAUUCUCGAGCCUAAUGAGGAAAGGGAAAGCUCAAAUGAAAAGUGACGUGUAUUGUAUUUAAAAAUUGAAUCU